Molecule: messenger RNA, 774 nt
Organism: Aspergillus fijiensis CBS 313.89
Lineage: Eukaryota; Fungi; Ascomycota; Eurotiomycetes; Eurotiales; Aspergillaceae
Exons: 1
Coding region: 98-736 (212 amino acids)
Source: RefSeq, a predicted model, not a curated record
GAAGACCUGCAACUAUGGCAUAGCUGAAAGAGUUUCAGACGGAGAGCGAUUUUCUCGAGGGGAAGAUAGUGUUUACUCUUUGUAACGGCUUUGCAGGAUGGACGCCGCUAAUGAUUCCCACGGAUCUCAAGGACUCACGGCGCUGGACAGAGAGGUGGGCUCCGACGAGUUCAUUGUUGCGUUCGCCCCAAUCCGACCGAUCGCAGCCGGCGGGUUCCUUGCGGUGACAUAUCUCCGGAGCCGUGAGAGCACGGGGGAUAUUGAUUAUCUCCGUGACCUGGAAUUCGCUGGGGACCAGCACAUUCAAGUGCCCCUGCAAAAGGCCAUUCGGUCCGUUGCGCGCCAGAAGGGCUUCACCAACAAAUGGAUCAACGAGGACAUGGCCAUUUUCGUCACCAAGAAGGCCCGGCAGACUCUCUUCGAAGAAGCCGAGAAACAGAAUAUCGUGCUUUUCAGCGGGGAAAACCUCGAGGUUCUGGCCGCUCCCCUGGAGUGGGCACUGGAGCGGAAGCUGAGGAGAAUCCAUGCCGCGGACCGGGGCAGAAAGGCGGAAUGCGACAUGGAGGACGCACUGGCGCUUCUCAAGGCGCUGAAGCUACGCAACAAAGGCCCGCUUGACCAAGAGUCAGUCCGCAGGAUGAACAUGAACGGAUUCGAUGUCCUCCCGAGCUAUGAGACCAUGCAACGGGUCUCGCGCGAGUACCAGCAGAAAUACAAUGAGGAUAUCUUCAAAUGAUGUCGGGCAGGACUACGCGGAGCUGGGUGGAGACAUCG